CAUCACCAGAAGCGCCUCCACGUCCGCCCGUGAAAAAAAAAAAUCGGGUGCGGCGAAAACCUUCAAACCCUAAUCCCUUCGCCCCCAUGGCAGACUCCGAUGCAGCGCCGCCGCCACCGGAGGUAGCCCCCGAGGAGCAGCCCCCGGCCGUCGAAUCCGCCUCUGCCGCCGCCGUCGCCCAGGAGGUGGCCACCGCAGGCGAGGGCGAUCACAAGAGGAAGCUCGAGGAGGUCGACGCCGGCGCGGAGGCGAACGGCGCCGGCGAGGAUGCCAAGCGCCCGCGCGUGGACGGCGAGCCCAACGCAGCAGAGGACAGCAAGGUUGCUCCAGCGGAGGGGGCGGCAGAUGCUGCGAAUGGCAUGGUCGCUCUUGCUGUGGAUUCGCAGGCGGGUUCUGAGGAGAAGCCACUUGAGCCCAAACCGGAAGCAGCGGCUGAAACUCCACAGCAAGAAGGUGCUGCAUCAAGUGCCGCACAGGAGACUUCUCGAAAAAUCGAAGUGCCCAAUAGCAAGGUCGGUGUCCUAAUAGGAAAAGCUGGUGAAACAAUCAGGAACUUGCAAACGAGCUCAGGUGCAAAAAUCCAAAUAACCAAGGACGUUGAUGCUGACUCGAGUGCCCUGACUCGUCAAGUUGAAUUAGUUGGAAACCUUGAAAGCAUUGAUAAAGCUGAGCAGCUCAUUAAGAGUGUUAUAGCUGAGGCUGAGGCUGGUGGUUCCCCUGCCUUAAUAGCUAGAGGUUUUGGAAGUGGACAGUCAGGAUCAGAGCAGUUUGAGAUGACAGUUCCUGAUAACAAGGUUGGUCUGAUUAUUGGAAAAGGCGGCGAGACAAUAAAAAAUCUGCAAACAAGAUCUGGUGCUCGUAUUCAGUUGAUACCCCAACAUCCUCCAGAGGGUGUUACAUUGACUGAAAGAACUGUACGUGUUACUGGGAAUAAGAAGCAGAUCGAAGUUGCAAAAGAUAUGAUCAAGCAAGCUAUGAAUCAGACAUUUUCAAGACAUACAACUCAAUCUGGUGGAUAUGGUCCGCAAAAUUACCGCCCUCAGGGUCAUGGUGCAGCUUCUCAGUGGGGGCCACGCUCUCAAACUCAGCCUGGCUAUGGAUACCCACCAAGAGGUAUGCCUCCACCCCAGAACUACAACCAACCCUACGGUGGCUACCCGCAGCAGCCACCACCAAGGGGUGGCGUGAGCUGGGACCAGAGGCAGGGCCCUCCGCCACAUUCUUCCCAUCAGGGUGGUGGUUAUGACUACUACAAGCAGGGAUCUCAACCAUAUGAUAGCCAGCCACCAAGCUACCCCCCUGGACCUGGGAACUACAACAGUUAUGGGCAGGCGCAGGCUCCUAGCUAUGGACAACCUCAGUACCCGCAACCUCCGCCUCAACAGAACUAUGGCCAUGGGUAUGGUGAUCCUAGAUAUAAUGCUCCGGCACCGAACCAGCAGUACUAUGGGCAGCCAUCAAUGGGCCCCCAGCAAGGCUAUCCUCAACAGCCCGAUCCUUAUGCUAGGCCUGCAUACAGCGGACCAGGACAAUGGCAGCCCAGAGGUGCACCGGCUGCAGAUGGCACCUACCAAGCACCACCUCCUACAUCUUAUGGGCCACCAUCUCAGCAACCUCCUGCUUAUGGUCAAACAUAUGGUGCAACUACUGGGCCUGAUGGGUAUGCUCAACAGGGUUACCCACAGCAGGGUGGGCAAGCGCAAGCUCCAUAUGGCCAGAGUGCACCAGCAGCACCAGGUUAUCCUCAGCAAGGUGGUUAUGCACAGUUCCCACCAACCCAACCAGCAUAUGGUGAUCAAGCAGCUCAAACCAAUGCGAACUAUGGUUACCAGGGAGCUCCGGCUGAUCCCAACUAUGGAAGUGCGUACCCACAGUCUGGAUAUGGUCCUACUCCGGCAACUGGUUAUGCUACUGCACCAGCAGCUGGCCAACCUGCAUAUGGUCAGGCAGGAUACACCCAGCCCCCUACAAAUCCGCCCAGUUACGAUCAAUCUGCACCACCAGCAGCUCAGAGUGGGUAUGCUGCAGCCCCUGCAAAUCCACAGCCUGCUGCUGCGAAGGGGGUGUCGCCGCAGCCAGCUGCUGGAUAUGGUGGCCAGUGGACUGCAUGAUAUUAUCGAACUUCACAGGCAUCAAGAUCUAGUUUGGUACUGUGUUGAACCGGCUGCUGUUUGGAUAUGUUGAAUGUUUCUGUGGACGCAAUCGGCGCGGCUGACUUUUGUCAUCUAAAAGGGAUUGUAACCCCUCGAGUUGUUAUACUGCAUCCAUGUAGUAACUAGCAGUUGGUUAAGAUGACUUUUACAUCCUAUUCAGUUCUGUUUUGCUUGGUGUUGCCGUGUCGUACUGGAAAGAUUGGCGCAGUUUUGCUUGCCAUGUGGUUAAGUUGCCAAGUUGGCAAUAAUUAUCUGUUUAUGCGAAUUCACUCAAACGGAGUGGUUUUGUUUGUA
Messenger RNA from Phragmites australis (common reed), 2447 nucleotides. RefSeq lists its product as uncharacterized. Gene Ontology annotation, biological process: regulation of gene expression. The record is from RefSeq and is a predicted model, not a curated record. The coding region runs from base 87 to 2111 and encodes 674 amino acids. The transcript has 7 exons. Gene Ontology annotation, cellular component: cytoplasm. NCBI's taxonomy places the organism in Eukaryota, Viridiplantae, Streptophyta, Magnoliopsida, Poales, Poaceae. Gene Ontology annotation, molecular function: mRNA binding.